AUGGGAAACUUCCGCCUUCCCAGUCUAAUCGGUCAUGACAAGCAGGAGUAUGACACGCCGCCAGAUGAUUCCAAAAUCCAACUGGUCGCAGAAACCACGGUUGCGAUCUCAUACGCCACCUUUACAAGCCCGACAAAGAUAACACCUAACUUGGAGGGUAUAGCCGGUGGAUUUAAGGCUGAUACCACCGAGAUGAUGGAGGGGUUAAAUGUAGAAUCGUUGAUUCAACGUGUUACUGCUGCCAACUUUGUGACUGAGCUUCCACGCGGACAAGAAUUCUACUCUUCAUAUCAAACGUUUAGCUAA
Molecule: messenger RNA, 306 nt
Organism: Opisthorchis viverrini
Lineage: Eukaryota; Metazoa; Platyhelminthes; Trematoda; Opisthorchiida; Opisthorchiidae
Exons: 1
Coding region: 1-306 (101 amino acids)
Source: RefSeq, a predicted model, not a curated record